AUGAUACUUCCUAAAACACAACAUAGUAAAGAAGAAAAGCAAUUAUUGAAAAACAUGGGUAUUCCGGAAUGGUUGUUACAACCGACAGUUAUUUCACCUAAAGAAUCUUGUGAAUUGGAUAAAGUAGGUUUAUCAAGUUCUAUUGUUCAACGUUGUCAAGAAUUAGGCUUAUCUUCUUUUUUUGCUGUUCAAAUGGCUGUCAUUCCAGUAUUUCUUAGAAGACAGGCAUUAUAUGAUACUAGACGAGUACCAGGUGAUCUAUGCGUAUCGGCCCCUACAGGCAGCGGUAAAACAAUGGCUUAUGUGUUACCUAUUGUCGAUAUUUUAUCAAAAAGAAUUGUUACUCGAUUACGUGCUGUUGUUGUAUUACCUACACGCGAUUUAGUAUUUCAAGUGAAAGAAACGUUUGAUGCAUUUGUAAAAGGUACAAAUUUAGUUGUUGCCGCUGCUAGUGGACAACAGUCUUUUGCACAUGAACAAAGAGCCUUAGUUGGAAAUGAUGAUGAACAAGAAAGUUAUUCUGGGGGUAAGAGUCGAGUUGAUAUUUUGGUGACAACGCCAGGUCGUUUAAUAGAUCAUUUAACAUCAACGCCUAAUUUCACACUUCAGCAUCUUCGAUUUUUGGUCAUUGAUGAGGCAGAUCGACUUUUAAAUCAAAGCUAUAAUGAUUGGUUGAAUAAAAUAUUAUUAGCUACUCGACCUGAGGUGAAUCAUGAAGUUCCUUUAGUAGACUUUAAAUAUAACAAGAAUGGCAUAACAGAAGCAGAUGCAAUAGCCCCAAGUUUUAUGAAAACAAAACACCAAAUACCAACAACUGAUCUUGAUUUACCUAAAAAGCCAUCUGUACAAAAGCUUUUAUUUUCAGCUACUUUAACAAAAAAUCCAGCUAAAAUUGCAGAUUUACAUCUAAAUACUCCAGAAUAUAUUUCAGUUCAAAACGAAGAUGGAAGUCAAAUGAAACAAGAAUAUACAACACCUGAAGGAUUGAAAGAAUAUAUGAUUAUUUGUCCAAUAGAAAAAAAGCCGCUUAUGGUUAUUUACUUGCUUCAUCAACUAGGUAUCAAAUCUGGAUUAUGUUUUACAAAGUCAAUUGAAUCUACUCAGAGACUUCAAAUGCUACUAGAAGCUUAUGAAUCAACACAACCUGAGGAAAGUCGUAUUCGAGUAAAAGAAUAUUCAAGUGAACUUGGUCCUAUUAAGCGAAAGCAAAUGCUGAAACAAUUCAAGGAUGGACAAAUAGAUUUACUUAUCUGUUCAGACUUAAUUGGUCGUGGUAUUGAUCUAGAUUCAGUUCAAUUUGUGAUUAGUUAUGAUGUUCCUUAUUAUAUGGACAAAUAUAUUCACCGAGUAGGACGUACUGCGCGUGCAGGUAGAGAAGGCGAAGCUUAUACAAUAGUUGAAACACAAGAAACACGCCAUUUUAAAGAAAUGUUACGUCAUUCUGGACAUUUAAAUCAAGUAAAGCCCUUAAUUAUAGAUAAAGAAAAAGUAAAAGAAUUAGCACCUGCUUAUAAAAAGGCCAUCUCCAGUUUAACAAAUGAAGAAUAA
This is a messenger RNA of Cokeromyces recurvatus, 1548 nucleotides long. Its product is annotated as P-loop containing nucleoside triphosphate hydrolase protein. Gene Ontology annotation, molecular function: ATP binding; nucleic acid binding. The record is from RefSeq and is a predicted model, not a curated record. The transcript is spliced from 5 exons. Lineage: Eukaryota; Fungi; Mucoromycota; Mucoromycetes; Mucorales; Mucoraceae. Gene Ontology annotation, cellular component: nucleus. The coding region runs from base 1 to 1548 and encodes 515 amino acids.